This is a messenger RNA of Amblyraja radiata (thorny skate), 1395 nucleotides long. RefSeq lists its product as uncharacterized. NCBI's taxonomy places the organism in Eukaryota, Metazoa, Chordata, Chondrichthyes, Rajiformes, Rajidae. The coding region runs from base 144 to 1217 and encodes 357 amino acids. The transcript has 2 exons. The record is from RefSeq and is a predicted model, not a curated record.
CUUGGUUUAAAUAUGAGUGAUUGCAUCAUGAGCGAGGUGGAGCCGUGUGUCUGCGGGGUGGAGGCAAGAGAGAGGUGUCCGAUCGAACUCGCCAGAGUUGGGCUCCAGUUUACUUGUUUACAGAAGCUGGGAUCGAUUUCCAAAUGGCAGCAAAACCUUCUAAUCAUGGGAUGAGGACGGGAGGAGACGUGAAUCGGGCUGGUCCUGUGAAGGGGGCAGUGCCCCGUGUGGGUCAGGCAGCCAGCCCUACCUCCUCGGGCUCCAAGACCCGGGGAGUGGGAGCCCGUUCUGGGCCUAGCAGCCCCCACACACCAUCCAGCGUGGGAGCUCCUACAAACCCUCGAUCCACAGCCCCGGCAGCUCGGAGAGCCACCAGCUCGAGCAGCAGAGAGCCAAUGAGCUCCACAAAGAGUGCUCCGUCCCCCGUUGGGAAGUCCAGCCCAGCUCCCAGGGCAGUGGGCAAGGUCACUACUGCUGCUAAGCAGCCCAGCCGGACGAUCAGCGAGCAGAAGGCGGCAGAAAUUGAGAGGGAGACCUGCGGGCAGCGGGAGAACCCCGAGUGGUUCAAGUGGCGCAGUAACCGUAUCACGGCCUCUGUCGCCCACAAGGUCUCCCACUGCAAGUUCGUGAACGGAAAGAGCAACGAGGUGCCGCAGUCUUACCUCAAGUCCAUCGUGGGCCAGGGGUCCAACGUGCUGACCCCGGCCAUGAAAUGGGGCAUCGACAAUGAGCCCGUCGCCCUCCAGCAGUACGAGAAGCUCAAGUCCAAGGAGAUGAAGCGAGAGGUUGAGGUCCGUCCUUGCGGCCUCUUCAUCGACCCGGCCAAGAACUGGCUGGCGGCGAGUCCCGACGGGGUGGUGCAGGACAAGAAGACCAAGACCACGAUGAGCCUGGUGGAGGUGAAGUGCCCGUACAAACACCGCAACCACACCGUCACAGAGGCCUGCGAAGACCGAUACUUCUGCUUGGAGAACAAGGACCAUCUUCAGCUGAAGAAGAACCACCCUUAUUUCACCCAAAUGCAGUGUCAGAUGGCUGUGGCGGGCGUCAGCAAAGCGGAUCUGGUGGUCUACACUAACCGUGAUACUGCCAUUGUCCCCGUGGAGUUCGAUGCCGACUUCUGGCAGGAAACAGUGGAGAAGCUGGAAAAUUUCUAUACCAGAGCCGUCUUGCCAGAAAUACAGCGGCAAAACCCAGCCUUUGCAAGGGAAGAAUAAUUCCGGAGAAACCUGCUGGGGUCCACACUUAAUAGAAACAUAGAAAAUAGAUGCAGGAGUAGGCCAUUCGGCCCUUCGAGCCAGCACUGCCAUUCAAUAUGAUCAUGGCUGAUCAUCCAAAACCAGAAUCCCGUUCCUGCUUUCUCCCCAUAUCCCUUGAUUCCGUUAGUCCUAAGAG